Messenger RNA from Chlorella variabilis, 723 nucleotides. Its product is annotated as expressed protein. Lineage: Eukaryota; Viridiplantae; Chlorophyta; Trebouxiophyceae; Chlorellales; Chlorellaceae. The coding region runs from base 1 to 723 and encodes 240 amino acids. The record is from RefSeq and is a predicted model, not a curated record. The transcript has 4 exons.
AUGGCACAGGACAGGCCCAGCCCCUACGAGGCCACCCACCUGCCGCAGCGCAAGCGGGAGGUGUCAGACAAGCCAGGCACGCACCAGUGGAGCAGCGAGGAUUACGAGGCCAGCGCGCAGGCAAGGAACGCGACGCGGCUGCAGCAGGCGUGGUCGGGCCGCCCGUUUGCCACGGAUGACGACGACAGCAGCCGCGCCAGCAGCAGGCCGGGAUCGGUGGCCGGCUCUGAUGGCGGCAGCAGCCACCACCUGCACCACCAAGGUCACGUCGCGCCGGCGGGCAAGGUCGGCAGCACCACCAUCGAUGCCGAGGUCUACAGCAGCGCACUAGCGGCGUCUGCAGCCGCCAAGCAGCAGCGCUACACAGCGGCAGCCAGCGCUCCCACGCCAUUUGCGGUGCGCGCUGGCGAGGGCGGCAUGGCGGGCGUGCCCUCAGGGGAGGCGUACCACUACCACAAGCCCGAGCGCGCCGAGCCUGCCGCCAAGGUGGGCGACGGCGGCUACCACUACCACAAGCCGCAGCAGGUGGAGCCGGCGGGCAAGGUGGGCGCCAUCGCCGGCAGCGACCGCCGCCAGAACAGGCCAUCUGAUCAGGCAGAGGCGUCGGGCAAGGUCGGCGGGGGCGGCUGGGACAAGCAGGCAGCAGAGGAUGCAUGCCGGCAGCGCGAUGUGGAGAAGGAGAAGGCAAGGAGCCGCAACUGGGGCACCUUCCAGAUUGGGUAA